This is a messenger RNA of Trifolium pratense (red clover), 2497 nucleotides long. Its product is annotated as protein SCAI. Lineage: Eukaryota; Viridiplantae; Streptophyta; Magnoliopsida; Fabales; Fabaceae. The transcript has 9 exons. Bases 233 to 2014 code for a protein of 593 amino acids. Gene Ontology annotation, molecular function: transcription corepressor activity. Gene Ontology annotation, biological process: DNA-templated transcription. Gene Ontology annotation, cellular component: nucleus. The record is from RefSeq and is a predicted model, not a curated record.
AUUAUAUUAUAUUAUAUUAUAUACUUUCACAGUACUUGACACUUGUUGACAAAAAAGUGUAACCGCCCUUCACCGUUCCUCUGAAUUGCAUUCUCAACACACACAUUUCGUUGCAAUUUCCGGUAACUCUUUUCCUCACACCUCCAAAUUAUCCGAUGACCGGUGACAAUAACCGUCACCGGAACUAAAACCGAAAAAAACCUCUCUCAUAUUUUCUCCAUUUUCAUCUGGCAUGUCUGAAGACAACGACCUUACGCUACAAACUUUCCGAGCUCUGGUAGAAAACGCGGACCACAAAUUCGCUAGGGUUCGCGACGUACCAGCUUACGGUCGCGUAAACCAAAACCACUUCUUCCACAAGGUUUUCAAAGCUUACACGCGCUUAUGGAAGUACCAGCAAGAAAAUCGCGCGAAGCUGAUUCAGUCCGGUCUUAAACGAUGGGAAAUCGGCGAGAUCGCGAGUCGAAUUGGUCAACUCUACUUUGGUCAGUAUAUGAGAGCUAGUGAAACUAGGUUUCUUGUUGAAGCUUACGUUUUCUAUGAAGCUAUACUUAGUAGAAGGUAUUUUGAAGGAUCCGAAGCUUCUUCGAAAGAUCUAGGUGUAAGGUCUAAGGAAUUGCGGUUUUAUGCAAGGUUUUUGUUGGUUUCGUUGAUUCUGAACCGGACUGAGAUGGUUAAACAUCUCAUGGACCGGUUUGUGGCUUUGGUUGAUGAUUGUAAGAGUACUUUUCGGGAUACUAACUUUAAAGAAUGGAAGCAAGUUGUGCAAGAAAUUGUCCGCUUCACAAAAGCAGAUAUGGGCUUUAGCUUCAGGCCUAUGCGUUAUUGUGCUACAUUUGAUUCUCAUCAGGCUUCUCUUCCUUAUGUGGCUCGUUUUCAUGCAAAAAGGGUUUUAAAAUUUCACGAUGCACUCUUAGCAAGCUAUCAUCGAAAUGAGGUCAAAUUUGCUGAGCUUACAUUAGACGUCUAUAGAAUGAUACAAUGUUUAGAAUGGGAGCCUAGUGGAUCAUUCUACCAAAAACGUAUAGUUAGACCUAAGGAGAAUGGUGACAUGAUUGAUCAUUCAGGAGCUUCUGGGAUAAUAGACAUGAACCUUGCUGCAGAUAUGACAGAUCCAACUAUACCUUCUAAUCCUACAAAGGCUACCUUGUAUCGUCCAUCUGUGACACACGUGAUAGCAGUUAUGGCAACAAUUUGUGAGGAGCUGCCGCCAGACAGCGUUGUGCUAGUAUAUCUUUCAGCCUCAGGGAAGGCUGGUGUUAAUAAUGGAGGGUCAUCCAAAUAUUCAAGACACAAAGCACUUUCUCAGUCUUCCGACGAAUUGAACUCUGGAAUGUCAGAAUCUCUAAAUAAUGGCAAGAGGGAAUCAAGUUGUCAUCAUGACAAUUAUCUGUGGUUUGGUUCCAAGGGAAAUAGUGGUUCAAAUAACCUCUACCCCGGCGAUCUUAUUCCAUUCACUCGGAAACCUCUUUUCUUGAUUAUCGAUAGUGAUAACAGCCAUGCAUUCAAGGAAUUACAUGGUGCUGAAAGGGGAGAGACGGCUGCUAUAUUUCUUUCACCUUUAAGGCCGAUUUUUAAGAACCCAGCUGAUGUAAAUGUACAUAAUGGAAGCCAAUUUACCUUUUUCUUGACAGCUCCUUUAUCAGCAUUUUGUCAAAUGAUUGGUCUCAUCCCUAAUGAGUCUGAUACAGAUGUCUACAAUGAAGCUGAGAACAUAAUUGCCAAUGCUUUCUCUGAGUGGGAAGUAAUUCUUUGCUCAUCAACUAUCAUGGAUUUAGUAUGGGCACAAGUUAUAACCGAUCCAUUUUUAAGGCGACUUAUUUUAAGAUUCAUAUUCUGCCGGGCCGUGAUAUCUUUUUUCUGCCUGCCCGAGGAAAGUGAAUUACAUCUGCCACUUUGCCUACCCCAUCUACCUGCUUAUGUUGCACCAAAUUCUGAAGCUGUGCGCUCCGUGGUCGUGCAACUUGCCAAGCACUUUGAUGUUGCUGAUUCCUUUCACUUUACUAAUACAUAAGAUUUGGACAUUAUAUGCAACAAGUAAAUUGUUAGAUUUAAAUGCAGGCUUUUGAAGCUAAAGAUUCUCUGACCAAAGGAAUAUAAAAUAUAUGGGUUAACCUUUUGGGUGACAUAACAAGAAUAUCAAUGGUGGGACUUAGGCUGUCAUGUGGAGGAUCGAUUUGUUUGGUGUUGGCUGCAUCUGGUUGUUAUGUUGCUUAAUCGACCCCACCUGCUUCAUUGAAUCCAUAUGCUGUAUUUGGCGGUUUGCUCUGUAGUGUUAAAAAGGUUAGGUCGUGAUGGGUGCUGGCAAGAUAAUUGUUAGGUGAGAGUUAGUUGUAUUUGUUCAUAUUUCAUAGUUUUUUUCGGUGGUUCAUAUUUCAUAGCUUUGAAAGAGAACAAACAGGAAGUUGUUCAUAUUUCAUACCUUUGUUUAGCAGAACGGUUUUUGAAACAUUGAUUGGAGAGAGGAUGUAUUUAUGAGAAGAACGAAUUCUGUCAA